Dinoponera quadriceps is the source of this 336-nucleotide messenger RNA. RefSeq lists its product as uncharacterized. Gene Ontology annotation, molecular function: odorant binding; olfactory receptor activity. The transcript has a single exon. Gene Ontology annotation, biological process: sensory perception of smell; detection of chemical stimulus involved in sensory perception of smell. NCBI's taxonomy places the organism in Eukaryota, Metazoa, Arthropoda, Insecta, Hymenoptera, Formicidae. Bases 1 to 336 code for a protein of 111 amino acids. The record is from RefSeq and is a predicted model, not a curated record. Gene Ontology annotation, cellular component: plasma membrane.
AUGCGUAUUAUGGUGUCCCUCAAGCAACAGGAUUACACGGACGUGAUCAAAAGCAUGAUCUUCAUUCAAUACUUCAUUGUACAAUCAUUUCUGUUCACACACGCCGGCGAUACCCUGCAGACUCAAAGCGAAUUGAUCGUUACGGCGAUAUACAGCACAGCGUGGCACGAAUUGCCGUCCGCAACGAUGAAGGACUUGAUACUCAUUGUGAUGAGAACGAAGAUCCCUCUCCGGCUCAGCGCUGGAAAAUUCUUUUACAUCACGAGAAGCACCAUCACGGAUAUAUUGACUACAGCCUUGACGUACAUAUCGUUUUUACAAGCGAUGGAAGAGUAA